This is a messenger RNA of Cephus cinctus (wheat stem sawfly), 3208 nucleotides long. RefSeq lists its product as uncharacterized. NCBI's taxonomy places the organism in Eukaryota, Metazoa, Arthropoda, Insecta, Hymenoptera, Cephidae. The record is from RefSeq and is a predicted model, not a curated record. The transcript is spliced from 4 exons. The coding region runs from base 830 to 1594 and encodes 254 amino acids.
UGCUUUUCGUAGUAAUAGAAUAGAUGAUCCUACACCACGCCACGGGAGAUAGAAAUUUCUCUGAUCACGCGCACCUUUAAUAAAACGGAGCAAAGAUGGCGGCUGAGCGUGUGGUUUAUUAAUAGGAUGAUACAAACAAACAUAUUUUGUAGCUUUACAGACGUCUUUGGUGCGACGAUGUACAAAAUGCAUUUUUAAUGAAAAAAAUUGUAACGCGAAAGUGAAAGAGACGUCUUUCAGACGAAAUUAGUUGGACGUCUUCUACCAGACGAUGAGGCCCUCUGCCGUAGAAACGACAUUUUUAUGCGGUCUCAAGAAAAACGUACUCGGGACGUCUAUGCGACCUACAUGCUUUGAAGAUAAACGGAGUUUAUGCAUUGAGCCGCGUUGAAAAAGACGGGCUUCAGUCGUACGACUAGACUCUUAGGUUCCUAAUUCGCCGAAUCUCCGUAAACCAUACUCGUAAUUAGUCAAUGUCAAGAAAUAUGUAAGUGGCUAUCUUCACACGCCGUUAAUCGUGUCGUCAACUGCGUUCUUCCCGCCAACAGGAAGGCCAAAUUUUUUUGGAUUUUUUUUGCCAAAUCGCGAACCAACAAUCGUGAUAGUUUGAAUGUUUGUGGCCAACAAAUAAUUACGCAUCGAUUAGGUUCUAGAAGAAUGAAAUUCGUUAAUAAAUAACAAAUAGUUGUUCGGCUAACUUUACGGGAGAAAUUGUUUAUAAUAUUAUAAAAGAAAACUAUCAUCCAACAUCAGUGAAACCAUAAUUUAAAAAGUCAUUAUUAGUCGGCCAACUUCAUACCAGUUCUCCCCCUACUCAUCUCUGAAUGCGAUGGGUGGAGCUCAUCUGCAUACACCACAAUCCAUCUUUCAACAUAUGAUGGGGCAGCAGAAUGCACCACAGCAGGUUGGGCCAUGGUUGCAGGUUCCACAAAUGCCAAUGUCAAUUCCAUGGAGUGUUGCAGCAGUACAACAACCUGAUCUGGUCAGAUUUACUGGAGAACGGCAACUGUCAACCUAUGGUCCAGCCAUGCGUCAGAAGAGGAAACUUGAUACACCGGAUGUAGCAGAUACAAGACAUACAAAGCAGUUCAUUACAGAAGAAAAGAUGGCUGCACAUUUUAGUGAACUCCACAUAAGCACAAGCGAUUGCAAUCAUAAUCCUAUGCCUUCAACAUCAUCAGGUUCUAAGCCUGAGUUAUCUGUAGACAAAUCUGAUACAUACGCCGAUUUGGACAUGGAUGGCAGUAAUUCAAUAAGUCUAGAACAAUCCAACAGUAUAGAACCCAGAUUGAUCAUUUCAGAAGAGCUUAGAAGAUUUCGGCAUGAACCUAUCUUGCCCAAUGCUAUUCUUUCAAAAUUGGAAAGGCCCUCCAUGGCUCUAGUACUUUGGGAACCACCAAGUAAACAUCUUCGAAUCUUACCAACACCCCGCGACACACCAACACCCAUUCCCACAGUGUCUGACGACAACAAUAAUCGCAAUAAUAACGGCAGCAGCAGCAGCAGCAACAACAACAGUGAGAGUAUUUCUGAUCUGAAUGAAGCAUUGUUUGCCGAAACCUCAACAAUAGUUCUAGAACCUAUGGAUGAAUAAAGACCGUAAGUGGGACCUACUAUACGUUUUUUUAAAGGUUGGUGUAUAUGACAUUGAAGGACAAAUAAUGUGUUCAUCGAUUACGAAAUUUUCUUAAUAAUUUCUGGACUAAAAUCAGCAAGCGCUUUAUGUGCUCUACAAGUUCAGAGUUUAUGCUUCUUGAAAGUUUGUCAAAUAAGUGAAGUGGUCCAAAAAAAUGUAGAAAGAUUCUGUGUGGAUACAAUAUGUGAUACUCUUGCAAUUAAUAUUACAGUGGGGAAAGACUUUUAUUUAUCAUUUAUUUGUCCAUUGUGCUGCCCAUUACAAUACAACUGUACAUUCAAUUGCUUAUCAACUCAAUUUUGUUGUAUAGAAAUAUAUUGGAAUACAUGGGUUUUUCUUUAUAAUUUUCAGAUCUGUCUAUAACAUCACUAUUGCAAUGUUGCAUCCCAACUGCGUGUCACAUUUUAAUAUAUUAGAGUUUCUUAAAACACAGAAGUGCAAGAGGCACAAAGUAUUUUAAUGUUUUUUCUUGAAAUUUAUUCCCGUAUAUCAAGUUAGUCUGUACAAGUUCGAUAAUCUUGGUCUUAUCUAUCGAUAGGUUUUGUUUCUGAUUCUUAUUAUUUGUAAUUCUGUACACAUUUGGCAUAUUGUAAAUAGUAAUUCAUAAUGGGGUUGAUAAUUAAGAAAUUAAGCCAUUAGCUUACAUUAGAAUAUUAAAUUCAUUAGCUCAUAUAAAGUGUAGAACUAAUUGGAAUUACAUCUUUUAUAAUAUUAGCAUUCAUAGGUGUAAUUAUGUUUUUUUUCUUAUUCGCGAAUGAAUAUAUUAUGAGUAACAAAUAUUCAUAUAUGACAUAUCACCGAGAAGAUAUUAUUAAAGAGGACCAGCCCUUUGUAUUCUGUGUCUGAAACGAACUGUAUGACAUUUAAACCUUCCAGUAGAAUUUCUAUGAUAGAUUGAGCAUAUCAUAUCAUAUCAACACUUUACCCUAUUAACCGUUAGACAUAAAGUCCCAUAAAGUUAGCCCUCUUUACUAGUAUCUACUGGUGGAUAUAUUGUAAGAGAAUUAAUUAAUAAUGAAGUACGAUUGAGCCAUUCUGUAUGAAAUGAAUGUUCUAAGGAAAUCUAAGGAAAUUUAAUCUAUUUCAUAUUGAAAGUCAUAAAUAUUUUCGUUUCUUUUUUCCAUGUAAUAUUAUUGACAUUUUCUCUCACCCUAUAUUAUUCGUUGAAUGUCUUUUAUUGAAAUCAAUUAUCAUUGCUACUCAAAGAUAUGUGUAAAAGAUUUUAUUUUUUUGAACAUAUUAGAGAUUAUUGCUUAUAACAAUUGUUUUAUUUUUCCUUAAAAAAUAUGUCACUGGGUCACAGAUUUUUAUGUCAAGAAAGUGUAUGAACCUUUCUGUACAAUUUACAAGAAAUAAAAUUAACAGCAGGCACAGACUUCUUUAAAUUUAAUUAAAGCAAUCCGGAAUACGUUAUCGCAUGAGUGUGGUAUGUGUGAAUGUAGUUGUGAAAAAUAAUGUGAUUGUAAAAAGAAUAAUGAUAUAACUGAACACGAUAUCGUUACAAAUAAUUAUUACAGCUUUUAAAGACAACAUAAAAUGUGCAACGGUAAUAAAAUUCUUCUACGUCCAGUC